AUGACGGAACAUGAGUUUAUGGAGUUGGCAGACGAGACGCUGCAUGGUAUUCAAAGCUGGUUGGAUGGUAUUGAUGAGAUGCUUGACGAGUCCGACGUUGUCUUCUCUCAAGGGGUCCUGAAGAUCGACUUGGGUGAACAUGGUACAUGGGUGAUCAAUCGUCAGGUGCCUAAUAGGCAGAUCUGGUGGUCUUCUCCAAUCAGUGGUCCUCGUCGUUACGAAUACGACGCUGAAAAUGGUCACUGGAUCAACACGCGAGACAGAGGCGAGCUCCUGGCACUGCUGCGGUCUGAAAUUCUGGACGCCACAGGGAUUGAGAUCUACAGCUAA
Messenger RNA from Peronospora farinosa, 330 nucleotides. Lineage: Eukaryota; Oomycota; Peronosporomycetes; Peronosporales; Peronosporaceae. The record is from the annotation of a GenBank genome assembly.